Molecule: messenger RNA, 4207 nt
Organism: Cyanistes caeruleus (blue tit)
Lineage: Eukaryota; Metazoa; Chordata; Aves; Passeriformes; Paridae
Source: RefSeq, a predicted model, not a curated record
UGUCACCUGUGGUGAAGGGCAUUUCAGCUACUGGUUGCAGCAGCUCUGCCUACCCAGAGGCACUGGCAGAGUUUAAAUUCACUUCAAACUCAGCUGCAGCUGCCCUGGGGAGCCACAGUUUGAGAAGGUUUCGUUUUGUUUAAAUGAAGAGGUCCGUGGCAGAGCUGCUGUGUGACAAUCUCCUCCCUGCUGCUGGCUGCCAUGGCUGAUCCCAUCACUGAGGAAAUCGUGUCCCAAGUGCCCGAGCUGUGCUGUGAGUGUGGCCAGGCUCACCCCUUGCUGGACAAUCACCUGUACAACUUCCAGGACGAGGUGGACGAUGAGCUCAUCUGCCACAUCUGCCUGCAGCCCCUGCUGCAGCCCAUGGACACGCCCUGUGGGCACACAUACUGUUUCAAGUGCCUGGAGAACUUCAUGCAGGAGUACAGCUUUUGUCCCAUGGAUCGCAAGAAGCUCUCCUUCCUGCAGUGCCACAAGUCCAGCCUCCUGGUGCGGAACCUGCUGGAUAAGCUGAUUGUGCUGUGUCCCUUCAAGGCUGAGUGCCAGCAGACCAUGCAGCGCUGUGAGCUGGAAGCUCACCUGCAGAACAGGUGUCCUGGGUUUAAGAAAUACAAAUCUGAACUCCAGCGGAAAAAGAAUCCCAUUCCCAAAGGGAAGGAGGAUCCUCCUGCCAAGGGGGAGACAAACAAGGAUCCAGAGGUCCCAGGUGGAGGCUCCUCACUUGUGGCAGAAAGCUCUGGAGCUGCUGUGGUGUCACUGGGGACUGCAGAGCCUGGACUGGUUAACCCAGCUUUUGAGGAGACUGAAGAAGACCUUCCUCAAAGAACCAGUCUUGUGGCUGAAACAACCACCAUCGAAAUCCACCGGGAAGAUCCUGAGGAAGAGCUGGGGAUGAGGAUAGUUGGGGGUAAGGACACCCCCCUAGGGAACAUCGUUGUUCAGGAAGUGCUGCGGGACUCUGUGAUUGCUGCUGAUGGAAGAAUUGCUCCUGGAGACCACAUCCUUGAGGUGAAUGGCGUCAACAUCAGCAGUGUGACUCACUGCCAGGCUGUCUCCUUCCUGCGCCACCCAGGCCCUGUUCUCCACCUCAUGGUCCUGCAGGAGAAGGGCUUUUCCAACAAGACUGCACAGCAGGAUUCCCCUUGCACACACCGGGAAGUGAUCCAUGUCACCUUGGUAAAGAGAGACCGGUCCGAACCCUUGGGAAUCAAACUGAUCAGGAAGACUGACGAGGCAGGGAUUUUUAUUCUGGAUCUCUUAGAGGGAGGCUUGGCAGCCAAGAAUGGGAAGCUGAGUCGGAAUGACAGAGUCCUGUCAAUAAAUGGCCAGGAUUUGAGGCAAGGAACUCCUGAGGCUGCUGCCCAGAUAAUCCAGACCACGGAGUCCAGAGUGAACUUUGUGAUCCUGAGGCAGCCUGGGGUGCAGCUAGGGGAGCCAGUGGAGGAUGGCAGCACCUCCAACAGCAGCAGCAGCAGCAGCAGCAGCAAUGGGGGGAGCCCAGUGCACCACAGGAGGCGACCAGAACAGAACCACUACAGACGAAAAUCCAGCUACCAGAAGGAUUUGCCUCAGGGAUAUGUAAGUCAUGAGAAGACAGUUGCAAUAAAAAAGGAGCCAAAGGAAUCUUUGGGAAUCACGAUUGGAGGUGGAAGGGAUAACAAAAACAAGCUCCCUAUCUAUGUGACAAGUGUGCAGCCCAUUGGAUGCCUCUUCAGGGAUGGCAGAAUCAAGAGAGGGGAUGUACUUCUGAGCAUAAAUGGCAUCGAUUUGACUCAUCUGAACUACUAUGAAGCUGUGUCAGCACUGAAAUCCAAUGCAGCUUCCCACUCAGUGACACUGAAAGCCUUGGAAAUCCUCUCCCUGAACUCCCCAGAGCCAUCCCUGGACAUCAGGGAGCAAGGAUUCAGCUGGUCUCCCCUCUGGAUCACGUGGCUUGGAUUGCCCAGCUACCUUCACUUCUGUCAAGAUAUCGUCCUUAGUAAAGGAAACCUGGAGAGUUGGGGUUUCAGCAUCGUGGGAGGCUUUGAGGAAAGCAAAGGAAACCAACCCUUCUUCAUCAAAACCAUCGUGCCCGGGACUCCGGCAUUCCGGGACAGGAAACUCAAGUGUGGAGAUGAAAUCGUGGCAGUGAACGGAGUGCCAGCAAUAGGAAUGAGCAACUCGGAAUUAAUCCCAAUGCUGAAGGAGCAGAGGAACAAAGUGACCCUGACUGUGGUGUCCUGGCCAGGGAGCCUCGUGUGACAGCUCCACCAAAGCCCCAACACUUCCAGGUAUCCAACAGCAGCUAGACACCACCCAGGCCACAGCUGGGAGGGAAAAAGGGACUGCUCCACUCCUGCUCCCAGUGCAUUGCCACGGAAGACUCCUCGCUUCCUUUUCAUGGAAAACAUUUUACCAACAAACCUGGAUGUCAAAUUCAAAGUAAGGGUUAAUCCCACAGUUGUUGGAGCUUCCCAGGCUCAUUACAGCUCCUUAGGCCUGGUGGUGCACAGAAAACUCUUCCCAGUGUUUCUCCACGACCUGCCCUGGAGGCUGCUGAGGCUUGCCUUGAUUUUCGGGCUCUGCUUUCCACGGAGUAUUUGAACAGGUUAAAACAGAGGCUUUUAGAAGCAGCUACUAAAUCUGUAAGGAUGGGGACCCAAUUUAGGCACUUGUACCCAUCAGGAUUUCCCAGUCCUCAUUUUUAGGUGUCAGUAACCCCAGGAAUGUGUUAAUACAAUAAAACUCGGAGCUGCUGGGCCAGUUCCCUGUAUGAGGGUCCUGUCACAAAUCCUAAUGCAGGAUCCUGCCAACUCCACUGAUUUAUUGCAAAGGGACAAUUUCAACAGCUUAAAGAACCACUCUCAAAGGUAUCAGAAACAGGAGUUUCAUUGAAAUAUGUUGCAAAAUGUGACUUUACCAAAGGUCAAGGGCAAGGUUCACUUAUUGCACACAAGUUUCCCUGGUUUUAGGAUUGAUAAAGCAGCUUUUUCCCCAGAAGGAAGGUGAGGAGGGGAAUGGGCUGGCCCAGCCUGAUGCCCAUUUUAUUUUUGUUUCCAGUGAUGAGGGGCAGAGUUCAGGCAGGAGCAGGAGGGCACCUGUCAGAUUUCUCCCACAGUUCUGUUCACGUCCCUCUUGCAGCUGGAGCAAAAUAUCAACUCAUGGGAUCAGGGGAAGCUCAAAGGAUCCUUGGCUGCAGGAAAAGUCACCUCCAGAAAGAGACUGUGCUCAGCCCGCCUUCAGUUCAAACCCACUGUGCAGUUAAAAUUCACAACUGAAGAACUGAAGCCCAGGCAGGGUGGUUUGACCUCUGACACUGUGAAAGUUCCUACUUGCAAACUCCACCUGAAGCAAUUCCCUUUUUUUAGCAGCUUAAUGAGCAGUAGAAAUGAUGGGUUUUUCUCAAAGCAGGUUUCACUGAGAGAUCUUUCCUCCUGUGCUGCCUCUGCUGCACCUUUUGCAGGACCAGCUUUUUAAGAAUCCAGGGAGCCUGCUCCUUGUCCAAAUGCUGCCUGGAAUGAAUGUUUAAUUCCUUGGAGCAGCCCUGCAGGAAGGAGCCCAGCCUCAGCUGAAGCUUCUCCUGGGCUGGCAGUUUGUCAUUUGCUGUCCCUGGGCCUUGUUUACACACAGUGACUUCACCUCCUGCGCUGGGAGCUGCGGGCAGGGACAGCAGGGCCUGUCCCAGAGCCCAGGACACAGCAGGAACCUCGGAUCAUCCUCACAGCAGCCCUGGCUGGGCUGAGCAGAACCUCUGGGGACUCUGACAGAACCUCUGGGGCUACCUGGGCUCCAGGGCUGCUCUCCUGUUGUUCUACUGAAUGCUGAGAGCAAAAUAAUCCACUGAGGAAAACUCAUCAUUGACCUCGCUGGGACACAAAAACGUGAAGCAAUUUUUUAUCUCUUUCCAAUCAAUGUGCAGAAUCUGUGCCUGGAACAGUAAAUAUUGAUGUGGACAGAGAGAGGGUGAUUCCCACUGCCUGCCCCAAAGGUGGGGAAAGGGCAGGAGGGAAGAGCUGUGCAGCUGCUGGGCUGGCAGUGGAGGGAGGAGGAGGAGGAGGAGGCUGCAGAACCAUUUUUACUCCAUCUCCUUUCAAGGUGCCUUCAACUUCACCAAAAUGUCCUCAUAAUUUAAAUUUUGUUUCCAAAAUCAGCUCGUUGUUAAUAGAUGUUGAAUUUGUUUUGAUGCCUUUAUAAAUUAUUGUAAUAUUGCUGAAAAAUAUGCAUUAGA